CUCUUCCUUUACUGAGAACCAGCAAGUACAGAUCUCAGUGAAAGUGAUCAGCAUCUGGAAGACCCCAAAAGCAACAGUCAUUCCAGUUUUCAGCAUCCCCCCCGGCUCAGCGCUGUUACCUUGCUGGUGGUGUGUGAGACAGGAAGCGGAUACGUACACGUAUUUUAUCAUACAUCACAUAUGACACAUCUGUCUGAGUUCUUCCUACUUCCCCCUCCUCUACACCAAGCAGCCCCUCGCACAUUUUACAUCAGACCAAGUCCACAUCUAUUGUUCCUCUAGUCAGCCGAUACGAGGGUCUGUAAGCAACUUACUACCUCGUAUCUCUGGGUUAUGUGGUCGUCUACACCUACAGAGGCACGCCUUCUUCAGAAAUGGCAGGAACAGCAGCUCAGAUGACACAUGAAGAGAUAACUGGAUAGAUCACAUGCAUGACGGUCGGCUUUCGUAGGCAGCCACUGGAAUUGUAAAGAGCACUCAUGUUAAUUCAGCAGUGGGACAGAACUGACGAAGUGGCAAUGCCUUUCUAUAGAAAUAUCUAGAUGGUUCUUGUCAAAAAGUUUAACUUCCAAGACUUGAUGGAAAAGAGGCUCAUCCCUUAUUAGCAGGCUGCACACAUCUCAUUGUAGAAAGAUGGACGCCAUCAAGUGUGUGUUGGUCGGGGACGCUGCUGUUGGGAAGACUUCACUUCUUGUCCGCUUCACGUCUGAGACCUUUCCGGAUUCCUAUAAACCAACUGUCUUUGAGAAUACGGGAGUUGAUGUUUUCAUGGAUGGGGUCCAGAUAAGCCUAGGACUUUGGGACACUGCGGGCAAUGAUGCAUUUAAAAGUAUUCGACCCAUUUCUUUUCAGCAUGCGGACAUUGUCUUAUUGUGCUUCUCUGUAGCCAAUCAUACCUCUUUUCUAAAUGUGAGGAACAAGUGGAUUACUGAGGUCAAACACAAUCUUCCCCAUGUACCAGUGCUUGUUGUGGCCACACAGACUGAUCAGAGAGAGAUGAACCACUUACGGGUGCCAUGCAUCAGCUCUGCAGAUGGUAAACAGUUGGCACAAGAUGUUCGAGCCAAAGGAUACUUGGAGUGUUCAGCUUUAAGUAACCGGGGGGUUCCGCAGGUAUUUGAGUGUGCUGUAAGGACUGCAGUCAACCAAGCCAAGAAAAGAGCAAGACGGAACCGCUUUAUCAAUGAGUGUAAAAUAUUUUGAACUCCUUCAUCUUCCGGGAUACCUUUCCUCAGUGACAGUGAAAAUACUUUAUAUGUACCAUAUUUCAUUGUGCUGUCGAUCUCUUGUCAGAUCUCGUUUAAUAAUAUUGUGUAAAAUGCAUCAUGGGCCUAUUAUCUCACAGACUAUUGGCUCAAUAUUUUUUUUAGUUUAGUUGUUUUUUUUAGUUGCAGAAAUAAUAAUUGUCAAGCAGUAUGGAGACCAGGCCUAUAUCUGCAAAGAUAAAAUACAGAAGAAUAGUGAGGUAAAGAUGAUAACUGAGAAGUUAUAGAUUGCAACCUUUCAAGACCUCUUAGGUCCCUUAAUCAGGCAUGUUAUACUGGGUAUAACAUGCCUGAUAAAAGGACCUGAGAAGUCUCAAAAUUUUCUUUUAAAUCAA
Messenger RNA from Hyla sarda, 1600 nucleotides. RefSeq names its product ras homolog family member H (gene RHOH). Lineage: Eukaryota; Metazoa; Chordata; Amphibia; Anura; Hylidae. The coding region runs from base 634 to 1203 and encodes 189 amino acids. Gene Ontology annotation, molecular function: GTP binding; GTPase activity. The record is from RefSeq and is a predicted model, not a curated record. The transcript is spliced from 4 exons. Gene Ontology annotation, biological process: small GTPase-mediated signal transduction.